Messenger RNA from Mycosarcoma maydis (corn smut), 2053 nucleotides. RefSeq lists its product as uncharacterized. NCBI's taxonomy places the organism in Eukaryota, Fungi, Basidiomycota, Ustilaginomycetes, Ustilaginales. The record is from RefSeq and is a predicted model, not a curated record. The annotation marks the transcript as partial. The transcript has a single exon. Gene Ontology annotation, biological process: phosphorelay signal transduction system.
CGUGCGCGGCGCGAGAUCUCCUCGAGAAUGUCAGCGCAAGAUCCCAGCCAAGAAAAAGUCCAACUUCAAAGCUGGUUUGCCCGACGCAGACCGCGACGACUCUCCCUCUAUGCCGCUUCCCGGUCUAGAUACUCUUGACAAGUCAGCAGAGUCGUACGCCGAUCUCAGAGCCCACGUCGCCCAUCUAACGUCGGUACAGGAUCAGAUGCAGAAUCACAUCCUCGCCCUCACCAAGCAGUACCAGGGCGUCAUUGGCGAGAUGCUCACCUUUCAACGCAACAUGGUGCAGCAGGACCAGCUCAUGCAGAACCUGAUACAGUAUCUCAUCAACUUGGAGCAGGAUCGAUCCAAUGAUGCGGCUCUCAAUCCUCCCGCCUCUGCUUCCGCCUUUCUCUCCCAUUCAGCCGCCCAACCUGGCUCUAGCGCAUCCAAUGACGCAAGCUCCUUCCUUCCACCAGGCGCGCCCAGCUCGUACGCCGACACUUCGUUCAACGUGGCUGCGUCGGCUCACCCAUCCAACCACAACAGCAGCAGCCUCAAAGCUGCCAUCCCACCUCCACACUCUGCCAGCUCCUCCGGCCCAUCCGCCGACAGCGCCACCCAUGCUGCCUCGUCGGCUCGAAUGUCGGGCAUCACCACCGCUCCCUCUACUGCAGCACCACUCUCUCCCAAAAGCGUUGCUUCGCCCAUGGAGAGCGUCAGGACGCCAGAGUCGUCCCAGCAGCUCAACAACAUGGGUAUGCAUCCUCCUCGUCUCGACGAUAUGGGUCGACGCAAUUCGAGCCUCUCUUCUCUCCGCAUGGUCAACAAUGCACCGUCAUCUGAUCCAGCCCAUGCAAGUAACGCAACUGGCGCCAGCAACAGCAGCAGUAGCAACAGUAGCACCAACAUGCCCAACCUCGCAGAAUCUCGCAACCCGACAUACGAUACCAGCAGGCGCCCAGACCCCACGCCAUCCCAGUCGGCUUCCGUGGACCCCAACAACACCUCGAGCGACCCUAACUCUCCAGGUGAUAUUGAUCCAUCAACAAAUCACAGCAACAAAUCCGGGCGUCGGCGUCGACCCACGCUGGUACCCGGCUGGACUGCACCUCCGCGCGUACUGCUCGUCGAUGACGACCAAGUGUGUCGGCGUCUCUCUUCCAAAUUUUUGCAAGUCUUUGGCUGUUCCAUUGACUAUGCCGUCGAUGGCAUGACUGCGGUCAACAAGAUGAAUCAAGAAAAGUACGACUUGGUCCUCAUGGAUAUCGUCAUGCCCAACCUCGACGGUAUAUCGGCCACCUCGUUGAUCCGACAAUUUGAUUCGAACACGCCCAUCAUCAGCAUGACCAGCAACUCGGGCCCGAGCGAGCUGAUCAACUACAUGUCGAGCGGCAUGACCGAUAUCCUCCCCAAACCUUUUACCAAAGAAGGCUUGCUCAACAUGCUCGAAAAGCAUUUGCUCCAUCUCAAAGCUGCGCAGAGGGAGCAUCGUGCUGCUUCGACGGAUCACGGUGCAAGUGGUGCAAGCGGCGUGGCUCACACGUCGCCAGCAGGCGCAACCGGUGUGGCGGGCGCUGCAGCCAGCGCUGGAGCCAGCGCUAGUGCAAUCAAACGGAGCACGUCGCCACUUGGCUCGUCAAACCACGUCAGCACCGACGCUACAUCCAACACCGAUACCGCGGGCGACGACGGCGUCAAUCCACUAGCGGGAAUGGGAUUUACAGAUGAAGAGUAUGUUGCCAUGCUUCAAAAUCUCAUCGCAGCGGGGACGGGCGACGACGAGCUGGCGAGCGCACUGUUCGGCAAUAACGAAACCUUCACGCCGCAGGACAAUACACCUUCGCGCAGCGGUGGCGAUAUGAGCCAUACUCCGAACCACAUCACCGACAAUGGCAAUGCCAAGAACAGUCCAUUUGGUGCCACCACACCAGCCAGCGGCGGCGGAAGCGCAGGGUCGAAGAGAUCGGCUCCCUCUGCCGACGACGCGAUGCACGCGCCCAUGCGCACCCCUCACGCCGGCAUGCCACACCAACACGGCGCAUCAGACGCCCACAAACGCGGACGCUUCUGA